Marchantia polymorpha subsp. ruderalis is the source of this 1495-nucleotide messenger RNA. NCBI's taxonomy places the organism in Eukaryota, Viridiplantae, Streptophyta, Marchantiopsida, Marchantiales, Marchantiaceae. The record is from the annotation of a GenBank genome assembly.
GCCCCUUCUUGUACAUCAUCUCGCUCCAUCAUCGAACGACGUCGGAGAAGUCAAUCUUUCCUCUUCUUCGAUCGAUCCUUCGUUCGAAUUGGGAUUGGAUUGGAGUGAUUUUCUCAGUCGGUCCGUAAAAAGAGAGAGAGAAUGGACGUCGAGAGGUUUACGAGGUGCGAGAGUGGAGCAGGGGAGGAGGGCGUGGAAGACGAGGGCAUGGGGCCGAUCGAUCUGCUGCGCGAGGCGCUGAAGCUGGUGCAGGACCCGUACCACAUCGCGACGUUCGCGUGCAUUCAUAUGGUGAUUGUGGUGCCGGCGACGGUCAUGGUGCUGGUGACGCAGUGGUUCGUGUACGAGGUCGUCCACAAGCUGGUGCUUGAGCCGCCACAGCCCCCGGCUCCGUGGCCCGACAUGUGGCUCGUGGCGCUAAUCUACGUCGCGCUCUGGGUCGGGGGGCUAGUGCUCGCCGUCAACCUCGACGCUGCCGUCUACUUCACCGUCGGGUGCAUGUACUCGGGCAGGAGCGUGACGUUCCGCCAGGUGAUCCAAGCCCUGCCGGGCUUAUGGAGGCCCCUGUUCCUGACGGCCAUCUGGGGGAACGCCUUCUUCGUCGCGCUGGGGCUCUCGCUCUUCGUCGCGGUCAACGUGCUAACCACCUUUGCGUCCAUGCUCAUACUGCCGGUCCCGGUGUUCUUCGUCCUGACGGUCGCGCUGGGCGCCUUCGUCUUCUUCAUCAUCAACACGACGCUGCAGCUGGCCUGCGGCGUCACGGUCUUCGAGGGCGUCACGGCGCUCGACGCCUUCGCCCGCGCCCUGGCGCUUGCCAAGAACCAGUGGUCCACCGCGCUGGGCUUGCUCCUGAUCGAGGACGUCCCCGGCCUCGUGCUUAGCGCCGCCUUCACCGUCUGCGUGCUCUCGAGCCUCGACGGCGCCUCAAAGCUGCUGCUGGGCUCGCUGCUCGUCGUCCCGGCCUCCUUCUUCCGCACUCUGAGCUCCACCUCCUACGCCCUCUUCUACUUCUCCACCAAGGCCUGCCACCACGAGCCCAUCCACUUCCCCGCCCCCUCUCCCGCCUCCCAAUUCGAAGCCGGCUAUCAGAGCCUCGCUGCUCUCCACGCCUGAUCUCCUCCUCCCCAAUACCCCCUGCCCUCCUCCACCCGCCAUCAUCCACAUUUUCACCCUCCGCCUCCUCUUUUCUCGUCACCGCAGCACAACAAAUCAGAGCAGAUCGAACGAGAGCAGAGCAGGAGCAUGAUUAGAGCAGAGCAGGAGCGGUAGCGGGGCAGGCAAGCAGCAGGUCGAUUGUACAGAGAUUGAUAUUACGAGCAGAAGAAGAUCACGCGAGGGAGGGAGAAGCCCGCAGAUGUAUCGACCUUUCGUGCCACCGUUCGAGAUGCUGUCCUCCCGAGUAGUACUUUUUUUCUUUUCGUUUCUUUUCUCUUGUUGUGGUUGUCGGUCGUAUCUAAUUUGGCCCCUUGCAAUGAGAAGUAAAUGAUUUUGUCGA